Messenger RNA from Mustela lutreola (European mink), 1993 nucleotides. It is a transcript of the gene MRPL57, whose product is annotated as mitochondrial ribosomal protein L57. The coding region runs from base 138 to 446 and encodes 102 amino acids. Gene Ontology annotation, cellular component: mitochondrial ribosome. The record is from RefSeq and is a predicted model, not a curated record. The transcript has 2 exons. Lineage: Eukaryota; Metazoa; Chordata; Mammalia; Carnivora; Mustelidae. Gene Ontology annotation, molecular function: structural constituent of ribosome. Gene Ontology annotation, biological process: mitochondrial translation.
CUCUCGCGAGAGCUGAAGUGUCGCGAGAAGGGGCAAGGCCGUUCCGAGAGACCAGCGCGCCUCCGGGAUCGCGACCGCCAGCUUGCGGAGGACAGGAGGUCAGCCGUGGUCUCCUGAGGGCCGCGGCCGCAGGUGCCAUGUUCCUGACCGCCCUCCUCCGCCGUAAUCGCAUUCCUGGCAGACAGUGGAUUGGGAAGCACCGGCGGCCGCGGACCGUGUCUUCCCAGGCGAAGCAGAACAUGAUCCGUCGCCUGGAGAUAGAGGCGGAGAACCAUUACUGGCUGAGCAUGCCCUACCUCACCGCGGAGCAGGAGUACGGCCACGCCGCGGGGCGCAGGGCGGCGGCCUUCGAGGCCAUUAAGGCGGCCAGCAUGUCCAAGUUCCCCCCCCACAGAUUUGUGGUAGACCAGCUCGACCAUCUCAAUGUGAGCAAGAAGUGGUCCUGACCCGGAGGCAGUCACAGGGCUGCCACCUCUGGACUGAUUCUGGAACCGAAGGGGGGGAAGAAGGAUCCUUCGGACCAGUCUUCCUGAACAGCAGGCAUGAGUGUAGUGGUCUGCAUGUAGAGUAUCUGGGGCUCCAAACUCUUUAAUAAAACUUCAUAGUUAAGUCUCUGUGACAGUGUUUCCUAUUCCGUCACCCUGAUGGGAAGAGAUUUCCUAAGUCACAGAGGAUCUAGAAUGUAUUCCGGAUGAAAGCUUCAAAAAAAGCUACGAACUAUGGUUUGGAAUCUAUGUUUAAGUAUGAGAUACUUGAUGGGGCCUUACCUUUCUUACGAAGAAUAAUUGCCUAAACAUAAGUGGAAAAAAAGUUUUUUUGGUUAAACAUACUCCUAAAAAUAGCAUUUUCUUCUGGGAUUGCUACUAAAAGAUACUUAAAUGAAGUAAAAGGUAUUCAUCAGAACUGCUACAUGAAGUAUUUUAAAAACAUUUUGAGGUGCCUGAGUGGCCCAGUCCUUAAGCAUUUACCUUCAGCUCAGAUCACGAGCCCAGCAUCCUAGGAUUGAACCCUGGGUCAGGCUCCCUGCUUGUGCUCUCUCCUUUUCUCUGUCAAAUAAAAGCUUAAAAAAAAUAAAAUGUAAAAACCUCUUCUGAGGUACCUGAGUGGCACAGUCAGUUAAGCCCCUCUAACUUGUGGUUUCCCCGGAGGUGGUGAGAUCCAGUCCUGCAUAGGGCUUCAUGCUGGGCGGAAGGGUGUGGGGGCCGGCGCUUCUUAAGAUUCUCUCUCUCUGCCCCUCUCCCUACCUCAAAUAUUUAAAAUUUUUUUAAAAAUUUAAAAAGACCUUUCUGGGAUGUAAUUAAUAACCUUACAGUCCACCAGUUGAAGAUGUUUAUUGUUUCAAAUUACCUUUUAAAGAAUAUUAACCGUCAAGCACUUCAGAGGUGUUACCAAAUAUAGCAAUCCUAUCACCUGGGGCUAUUUCACAUGUGAGGACAUAUUUAAGAAACUUGUCCAAAAUCAUACCCAAUAAGGAGUGUGACUUGGAUUUCAGUUUCUGUGUAGUCUAGAAAUAAUAACUGCUAUGUAUAUAUUUAAUAGAACACUUUCAAAACAGAAGAAAAAUAACUCAGCUGCAUUACCCAGAGAUGAAAUAAUGAAUUUACAUGCAUAAACAGAAUUUAGAGCUAAAAACUCUUAACAUUUAAAGAUCAUGAUGCGGGGUACCUGGAUAGUUCAGUGGGUUAGAGCCUCUGCCUUCGGCUCCGCUCAUGGUCUCAGGGUCCUGGGAUUAAGCCCCAUGUUGGGCUCUUUGCUCGGUGGGGAGCCUGCUGCCCCCUCUCUCUCUGCCUGCCUCUCUGCCUACUUGUGAUCUCUCUCUCUCUGUGUCAAAUAAAUAAAUAAAAUCUUAAAAAAAAAAAAAUAAAGAUCGUGAUGCAUAUUGCCAGUGGCUUUCCAGAAAGACUGUAGAACAGCAAGAUCAUGUAUAAAGUGUGCCAAUCUCAUUUGCCAAUAUUGACUGUUACCUUCAUUAAUAAAUGAUUCGUGAUUUAUA